AUGCCGUCUAUGCUCAAGUGGUCCACGGACUACUUGAAGGCUGCUGGGCUGCCAAUACCGCAGCAGGAGAAAGGAGAUUAUAUUAUUGAUAUUCAGGCCGUAAGAAGAUUGUUACCUGGUCUACCGGAAGUCGCGGGGUUGUUGCACGAGAAUGCUAUUGGGCCUAUAUGUAGAGGGAUUCAGGGGAUGGUUGUUGGUGAUAUUGAGAGGACGGUGUUGCUGUUGUCGGAGUUGGAGGAGCGGUAUGAGGAAGGGUCGGUGUGUGAAGAAGAACCCGAGGUCAAUUGGGAUGAGAAAGUUAUCGAAGAAGACGAUUCCAUGUCACGAAAGAGGCGACACAGCUCGUCUGCCCAUUCUGUAUACUCGAAAGAUCCUAUCAUUAUACCACCCCUUCACCCCUCAAUACCCUACAUCGUCAUCAACCACUGUGGUUCACAGACGCACGAAGAAGACGUCUGUAGGGUGCCGUAUCAAAACAGCGGGUUUGGCCAGUACUUGACUGUGCCUACACAUCCUCCCUUUAACCAAGUUCACCCGCCGCUACUUCCCACACAUGCACAUACUAUGAUGCCGAUAAUGGAGAAAUGGGUCUGGAAAAAUGGACAUUGGGAAGCUGUGUUACCCUCCCUCGAGGAACAGACGCUCAGAGGGCUGUGUUCAAGACCGAUCCUCAAUACUCGAAGAAAAGCCUCAAGAACAUGAUUAUCGAUUCCAUUCCUUUCAAAUUUCCAAAAUUACUCUAGAAAUCUCCUAUCAAUGUGUUGUACCAUUUAGCAUAUCUGUACUUGUAUCAAUAGCUUGUAAUUUGUCGAUAAUUAGGGUCGGUACCAAAGCGCGUGAAUGCAAAUAGACGCGCAUCAGGGGGAUCAAGGACAACACGUGCCGCAACGUCACCGUGACUCUGCCACAGUCUCUUC
Coprinopsis cinerea okayama7#130 is the source of this 917-nucleotide messenger RNA. RefSeq lists its product as hypothetical. The record is from RefSeq and is a predicted model, not a curated record. The transcript has 4 exons. Lineage: Eukaryota; Fungi; Basidiomycota; Agaricomycetes; Agaricales; Psathyrellaceae. The coding region runs from base 1 to 702 and encodes 233 amino acids.